UCUGUCUGUCUGCCCUGUGAUGGACUGGCGACCUGUCCAGGGUGUAUUCUGCUUUUGGCAUGGGCUCCAGCGACCCUGAGGGAGAAGCGGCUUAGAAAAUGUGUGUGUGAGACUAUGAAUGACAAAAAUACUGUCUAUUAACCAUACAUAUUACUGUUUAACCUAUUCAUGUCCAACAAAUUUGGUCUGACAAGGAAAAAGAAAGUAACUUGUAAUUUAUUUACACUUUUGUUUACAAUUUAGAUUUUCCAUUGUUUUGUUUAAAAAAAAACAUAGUCCCAUAUGACCAAAAGACUGAAUUUAAUAGGAUAAAGUGAUUAAAACUUUGUUUAGUCACAUGGCUUCAUCAGUUAGAUUUUUCCUUUAAAUUUGUGCUCAUACAACCUUAAAGUUUCAGAUAUGGACAUUAAUGGGUUGAGCUUGCCUUUGAUAUUAAUUAGUUAAUUGUUUGGGCUCUGGUGGUGCAUUGGGAAGUAUGACCUUGAUAAUCAAUAGUGUUUUUGAAAUUCAUUGAAAAGUCUGCAUUGUAAGCUCAAGUAUGUUAUUCAAGCUGUGUGUUUUCAAGUUAUGUUUUGGUUCUGAAACAUUUUAUUGACACUAGUAAGACACCAGUUUCAUUUCUUAUAGCGUUCCUCUUUUUAAGCAGGCAGCACCAGCACUAUAAAUGAUAAGCGAUUCAAAUUAUAGCAAGAAACUCUUUUGGAACCGUACAAAACGUAUGGAGCCAUACAAAACGUAUGGAGCAGCGCUUCAAUGUGCUUCUGUCUUUUUGUAACACUUCUGGGCCCUCCAUUCAUUCAUAUCAUUGAAAACCUAAUUUCCUAAUUUUUGUAGAAUAUAUGAAAAUAUAUUCAGCCUACAGCAGUUAAGGAGUGUUUCAGCCUGGACUGCUUUUUUAAUGAUGCAAAAUACAGGACAACCAAUCAGAAAGUAGCUCAUUUACAUAUAUUGCACAGAAUAUAGCACAGAAACAAAACCAGUUUGUUUAAUUCUAAGGGAUAUGUAACAAUUAAUUGACUAUUUUUGGUACAUAAAAUCACCCAGAUAUCUUAAGUGUAUCUCAGGGGAAGAAAUAAGAUACAAAGAAAUAUAUCUGAUAUAUAUUUAUAUGCCCAUUAAGGAACUGGUAAUAGGUUUCAUAUCUGUAUGUAAUUAAUUUAUUAAUUUCUUUGAAUUAAAACAAAUACAGCGAGAAAUUAAUAUAUGGCCAAACUACAGUUUAAGAAUAAGUGCUUUAUUAUUUUCACAUUCUCUACCAUAUGUUUUGUCAAUAAUACUAUGUAUUUAUUUAUGCUGCUGCCUUUUACUGGACUAAUUUAUGAAGUUAGAUUACACACCGACACUUAAUCUGCUGUUGUGACACUGAAGUGUGUCCUAUAAUUAUGCAGUGAUAAUGGAUCUUAUCUUGUCACACCAGUAACUUAAACCUCAUUAUGAAGAGGGCAGUACUUUAGAAAGUGAAGCCCUCUGUCUCGAGCCUGAGCUACACCCAUUUAAACGCUUUUGUGCUCAGCCUGUGGGGGUGGGAGUGGUAGACAGGUCUGUACAGUAACUUAGUCAUCACGAAUGUCAUUUGCUCAGCCUGCUUCUGAAAAGAAAAUAUGUACAUGUACAGUAUAUUUUUAUACAUUGAAUGUAUGUUUGUUUCUUUUGUUACGGCCCUCAAUGACACAUUGUUUUCAUUCAGAAGUUAAUAAAAUCUGGAUUCGGAUGUUUUUGUGAACCAUGGCUACAGAGUUUGUUGUUGUGUUGCUUUGGUAACAUUCUUUGGGCUCCAUUUGUUAGGUCAGGAGGAUGUGCAAGCAAGGUUGACAUGUAGGUUGAUGGGUUGAUUUAUAUAAAUGAAAUCAUUGCAGUUGCUUGGGCAGGUGGAUGUUUUCUGUGACUUAUUUGCAUGGAGAAGGGCUUAGCCUUCACAGCUUGACAUCAGAUUGUUGAUGUUGGCAACUUCAGCUACAGAUGAAGCCAUGAAGAAGGAUAAAGUUAAGUACACAUACCUAUUUAACAGGGGCCCUAGGUCAUCCCCAUCUGAGGGUGGUAUAAAAGUGGAAGAUGACUCAACACAGGAGAGUGUGUAUGACCGCGCAGCAAGAGUCAUCCAGAGGAUGUGGAGGAAGCAUGUUAACAUCUCUGUUUUCAAAUACUUCAAAAGCCUGGUGAACUUCCGUAGUCAAGGUGACCCACGACUCCUCCUCAAAUACGUCAACCCCAGAGAGGCUGAUAUGCUGGAUGCUGCUUCAGGUGUCUCCAUACGAUUCAGGCUGGGUGGAACAAACUUUCCUCCAAAUAUUUACUACAAGAUCUUCACCCACCGUCCAAUUGUGGACCUGUGUGCCAGUAGCCCAAAGGACUACACACAUGAUGGGCAGAAGAUGCCUGUUCCCAGGCAGAUCCAUAAUGACCAGCCUUUAGUCCACGAUGACCACUCUGGCUGGUACCGUCGGGAGGAGAACAAUGGCUGGAGGCUGCUUUCUGGCAAGAUUUCCCUCUUUGGAGACCCACUGACUCAAAACAAUAGUAAAAGGAUUGAAUUCCACCACAGCAAAAUCCAUAGACAGCAAGACGUUGAGAGAAAAAAGAAGAUCCGGAAAAUUGAAUGGAUGAAAAAAAUGUAUGAUGAGGGAGCUCUGCAUGCUCGCACUGAGCACAGAGAAACAGCCCAGCUGGUGGAGAACUCCACACAGGGCAUGAUGAGGGCAGUCCAGCAGCAAGGCCCCGACACCAUCCUCGAUUGGGAGAUAGAUGAGCUGAUUGAAUGGACCAACGCACUCAACUUUGAUGAGUACUUAAAGGAAUGGAAAGAUGUGGGCAUCAGUAAUUCGUCAGCAUUCAGAAAAGAUAAACAGGUAGUUCUCUCUGAACAUGAUCCCUGUGAGUUCUCUCAGCCCACACAGGACAGCAGUCAGGUGGUCACCAAAAGCAGUGUCCUCCCUGCUCAUGUGUCCAGUCUGAUUAAAUCGGAGUACUCAAGAUCUAACAUCUCAGAUUGGAUCAUAUGAUACAGUUCAUGGACUGACAGUGCUGAUGCU
This is a messenger RNA of Pygocentrus nattereri (red-bellied piranha), 3029 nucleotides long. RefSeq names its product chromosome 24 C11orf65 homolog (gene c24h11orf65). The record is from RefSeq and is a predicted model, not a curated record. NCBI's taxonomy places the organism in Eukaryota, Metazoa, Chordata, Actinopteri, Characiformes, Serrasalmidae. The coding region runs from base 1938 to 2999 and encodes 353 amino acids. The transcript has 10 exons.